Molecule: messenger RNA, 2181 nt
Organism: Sporothrix brasiliensis 5110
Lineage: Eukaryota; Fungi; Ascomycota; Sordariomycetes; Ophiostomatales; Ophiostomataceae
Exons: 2
Coding region: 1-2181 (726 amino acids)
Source: RefSeq, a predicted model, not a curated record
AUGUCCAUUCGAAAUUUCCUGCAAGGAAAAUCGAGCAUCAGCGGUAAUGGCGGCAGUUCCGGUGGCGGCGGGAGUGGAAGCAUAAACGGAGGACUGGCAGGUGUCGGUAUUGGCAGCGGAAUGCCCGGUGGAAUGCCCGGCGGAAUGCCCGGCGGCGGGAUGAUCGCUGGUACUGGCUUGAACGGAGAAGACGGGGAUGACGGGACCGGCAUGGCUCAUGUGGUCGACGGCGGGCAGCCCGGAAUGGCCAAGGCCUGGGAAGUCGAGGCUCGGGAGCAACGCAUGCGCGCUCAGGUUGCCGAAGAAGCACACCUCUACGGAACGCAACAGAUCCUUACCUACCUCAAACAAAUCGGUGCCGGCCCAAAACGCAACGUCAACGCCGUGGAGCAGAUCCUGCUGUAUUGCAACGCGCUGAUAAAGGAGCGCCACGCCACCGAGAGCGAUGCGAAGCUCAAAGCCCGCAAGCUCGGUGAGGCCACUGCUGAGAUCAAGUUCUUGCAAGGCGAUGUCAAGGAGGCGCUCAAUGACAAGCGCCAGGCCGUGAUUGAAGCUGAAAACUACCGCCGCAAGUACAAGGAGAACAAGGAGAAACUCGAAAAGGCCGACUUCAAGCGCGACGAGGCCGUCGCCAAAGUCACGCGCCAGAUGAAGGAAGCCGCUGCUGCUCACGUCCUGGACAAGCAGCAGUCUGAGGCCCAGCUCCGCAUGCAGCUCGGCGUCCUCGAAACGCAGAUCCACCGCAUGCAAGGCGAGCACCAAGCAGCGCUGACCCAGCUUGAAGCCAAACAUGCCGAAAAACUCGAAGAAGAGGAGGCCAAGCACAAGGUGGAUAAGAAGACGCUGCACGACGAAAAGGAGCGCGAGAUUGACGAGAUCAUCGACGCGCACGAGGCGGAAGCGGCAAUUCUCAAAGAAAAGAUCCGCGAACUGGCGUCCGACCUGAUCUCGCAGACCGAUGACUUCCGGCCAGCCACCGACCAGGCUCUGCGUAUCAAACUGCUCGACCUGCGCAACCGCAUCAAGAACAUUACCGUGCCUAACAACCUACACCUUCGCUUAGACGGCGGUGGGAAAGGCAAUGGUGGCGAGGGCGGCGCAAAUGGUGCAAACGGCGGAGACAGCAAUGCACCAGGAGGCGGCGCCUCGGCCCUGCAUCAGCUGCCAGCCGAUUUGGAUCCCACAGGCUUUGUUGCCCGGCAUGGGUCACGCGAUCUUCAAUACAUCCUGCGUGGUCUCGUGUGGAACGUGUUGGUCUCGGCCUUUUUCUCUGCGCCGUUUGGCUUUGGUUUCCUGGGGCCAGAAUCCCAACGAAACCCUGGCCGACAACAACUUCUUGAAAUUCAUCGCUCAUGGAUCCGACUCUACGAAGGACAACAGCCGUAUCGCUACGCGCAUGAUACCGACGAGUUCGCCAUGUACAGGCGCGACUACAAUGCCAACAAGCUACGCUCGGCCGUCUUUCAGUCCUUCCUCCCCGUCGUCUUUCCGGAAAAGGCUGCUGCUCGCCAGCAACAAAUGGGAUCUGCACCUUCGUCUGACCAUCAGCAGCAGCAAACUCUGACGCUGCAGCAACUGCCACCGCUACCCUCGACACAAAACCAACCUCACCCCGGUGACGCAUCCUGGCCAGGCCAGUACCAGGCGUUCCAACCGGGCGGCGGACAGUCCGCCCCGCCACCCUACUCGGCGAAUGGCUCUCCACCGCCGCCGCCUCCGCGACGUUCGGCUGUCAACAGUUUGAGUGGUUUUAUGGGUGGUAGUGGUGGUUCUGCCGAACCGGGUAUUGCCGCCUGGCACCGCCAACACUGCGAAGCCGUUGUCACCAGCAUCAAGCAGCUGCUCGACCGCAUCACCGGCUACGCCACCCGCCCCGACGCGCUCGAGGCCGUUCCCGCUAUUGUCAACCUCGCGGCCGAGCUUGGAAUCGAGUUUGGUGUCCAGCGGGCCCAGGUCUGGCUUGUCAUGCCGCAACGGAACGAGCUGGUGCAAGCCGGGCCCGAGUACCAGGACUGUUUGGGCGGUGGCAGCGGCGCCUCCGACAACAACGACAAGGAACACGGCCGCGAUCUCAAGGUCGAUCUCAUGGUAUCGCCUGGUAUUGUGCGCGUUGGUGACGGCCGUGGCGACUUGAGUGUGCGCAAGGCCCUCGUGCCAUGCGAAGUGAUUCCAUUUUCAUGA